CUCCAUUCUUUUAUUCAUAACCUCAUGUCAGUGCCUUCUCAUCAAGUAGAAACACCGAUGGGAAGCCCAAGUAGACCUUCCAAUAACGAUAUAAACCAUAUCCUACAAAACUAUUUUGUAAAAAAGGGCUUUCAUCAAGGAGAAUACGCGUUUAUACAACAACAAGAGCCUUCUUCAGACCAUAAUAUUGUUUCGCUUGACCAACUUACACAUAAAUUCAAAUCAACGAUACCUACAGAAAAGACGUGUUUACCAGACUAUGUUGAAUCAAUAAAACAAGACCCAGCACAAGCUGAUGCAGAAUCUGCUAUAGCAGCCUAUGAUACUAUUCGAGAAUGGAUAUUAAGUGCACUCGACAUUUACAAGUCUGAUCUGUACCCUUUGUUAUAUCCACUGUUUAUUUAUACUUUUCUUGAUCUCAAAUCAGCUGGUCGCGUAGAGCAUGCUCAUCAACUACUUGAAAAUUACAAGCAUGAUCAUCUAGACACACACAAAGAGGAUAUAGAAAUCAUGGCAGCAUCAAGCACACCAUCCCAUCUAGAAACAAAAUAUUCAAUUCGUAUACCAUCUAUUCCAUUUGAACUGUUCUUUCAGUACAUCAAAGACAAGCAGCUUUCGAGCCUGAUACGAAUUGUGAAGCAUCAUUUAAACAUACACAUCAUCACAGGCAAAUUAACACCAGCAUCUGCAGGCGGAUCUAUGGAUGAAGAUGUGAUGAAUGUAGAUAUGGCUAAAGUGAAAAAAGAAGAAGAAGAAAUAGAGGAUGAUACUUUAUUAGAUACAGUCCAUUUACCAACACACCAUAGUGCAGAUAUUCAAGCAGAACUGGAAUCUCUAAGUGAUUUAAGAAAGCGAGUAGCAUUAGGAAGUGCAGCAUUGCCAAGUGUCUGUUUAUGUACAUUUUAUAAUACGCAUAAUCAGCUGAAUUGUAUUACGAUUUCAAAAGAUGCAACACUUGUAGCAGGUGGAUUCUCUGAAUCAUUCAUCAAGAUAUGGAGUCUCAAGGGCAAAAAACUACAAGGCAAAUUGGAACAAGAAGGCACAGACUAUAAGAAACUCAUAGGGCAUUCUGGUCCAAUUUAUGGUAUCAGUUUUAGUCAUGAUAACAAAUACCUUAUUUCAUGCUCUGAAGACCAAACAGUGCGUUUAUGGUGUCUAGAAACAUACAAAAAUGUUGUUGUCUACAAAAGUCAUAAUUAUCCUAUCUGGGAUAUUGACUUUGGUCCUUAUGGCUUUUAUUUUGCUACAGCAUCACACGAUAGAACAGCUCGCUUAUGGAGUUGUGAUCACGUGAAUCCAUUACGUAUUUUUGCUGGUCACUUAUCUGAUGUGAAUACAGUGCGAUUCCAUCCCAAUUCAAAAUAUGUAGUAACUGGAUCAAGCGAUAGAACAGCAAGAUUAUGGGAUGUUCAAAGAGGAAGUUGUGUACGUGUCUUUACAGGCCACACAGGCUCAAUACAUACAGUGGCAGUCUCACCCAAUGGCAGGUUGAUGGCUUCAGGAGGAGAAGACAAGUCAAUCAUCUUAUGGGAUUUGGGUACUGGCAAAAAACUAAAGUCCAUGACUGGCCAUACUGGAUUUAUCUAUUCAGUCAGUUUUAACUCAGAUAGUACAGUGUUAGUCUCUGGCAGUGCAGAUGGAACAGUGCGUGUCUGGGAUGUGAAUAAAGACACUCCUUACGAUACAAGAAAUGCAGAUAUAGAUCCAAAGCGUACAAAAUAUGACAAGGUGAAUGGCAAGCAAAAAGAAAAAAAGGAGCUCGAUAAAAUCAAGGCAGUAAUGGAUCUCAAGAAGAAAAAGAGUUCAAUAGAAAGUCAUGAUCACUUGUCUGUAUUCCCAACUAAAAAUACGCCUAUUUAUACUGUACAAUUUACACAACGUAAUUUAUGUUUGGCUGCAGGUGCUUUUGCUUCACCUUCCAUUGAUUUUUAA
Molecule: messenger RNA, 1932 nt
Organism: Gilbertella persicaria
Lineage: Eukaryota; Fungi; Mucoromycota; Mucoromycetes; Mucorales; Choanephoraceae
Product: WD40-repeat-containing domain protein
Exons: 8
Coding region: 25-1932 (635 amino acids)
Biological process (GO): transcription initiation at RNA polymerase II promoter
Cellular component (GO): transcription factor TFIID complex
Molecular function (GO): RNA polymerase II general transcription initiation factor activity; protein binding
Source: RefSeq, a predicted model, not a curated record